AUGCUUCCUCCCAAGCCCACAGCUCACACGAGCGCCACUCUCGGGAUCUGGAGACGCCUGCGAGACCUCAAGAGCCGCGAGGAGCAGAUCGUCCUCGACGGUAACAACCUUGACAUUGCCUCCAUUGUUGCCGUGGCCCGCCACGGUGCCAAGCCCACCAUCACCGACGACCAGGACAUUGCCAAGCAGCUUGACCUCUCCGUGAACACCCUCUCCGAGUACCUCACUCACAACUAUGUCGUCUACGGUGUCAACACCGGCUUUGGUGGAAGUGCCGACACUCGUACCAACGAGCUCAUUGACCUGCAGACCCAUCUGCUUCAGUUCAUCCAGAGUGGUAUCAUCACCGCCGCCGACAAGGAUCCCUCCAACAACUGGGAGCGUGAGCCUUCCCGCGUGAUGCCUCCCUCUUGGAUCCGGGCAACUAUCGUUACACGAGCAAACCAGAACCUCCGAGGCCACAGUGCCAUCCGCAAGUGUGUGCUUGACAGCCUCCUUGACCUCCUCCACAAUGAUAUCAUCCCCAUGGUUCCUCUGAGGGGUACCAUCUCCGCAUCAGGAGAUCUGAUGCCCAUGUCCUACAUUGCCGGUGCCAUUACUGGUAACCCCGAUGUCUUCUGCCAAGUUGGCAAGGGUUCCAAGACCAGGGUCAUGCCUGCUUCCGAGGCGUUGCAGCAGAGCGGUUUGUCCGCCUCUGGACUCGGCCCCAAGGAGGGUCUGGGUCUCAUCAACGGCACUGCCCCCUCAGUGGCUGUUGCCAGCAUGGUCCUCUACGACACUCAGCAGCUUGCUCUGCUUUCACAGAUGCUUACUGCAUUCUCUUCUGAAUGUUUGGCCGGUAACGUCGAGUGGGCCCAGCCCUUCUGCCACGACACACGUCCUCACCCCGGACAAAGUGAGGUCGCUACCAACAUCCGUCACUUCCUGAAGGGCUCCCAAUUCGUCGUUGGCUUGACCUCCCGCAAGAAGACUGGUGAGGGUCUGUGCCAGGACCGUUACUCCACCAGAACCGCUCCCCAGUGGGUUGGUCCCUACCUUGAGGAUCUCCUUCUCGCCCAGGAGCAGUUGGAAGUUGAGCUCAACUCCACCUCAGACAACCCCAUUGUGGACACCAGUGACCUCAGCGAGGAUGCCGAGGGUGCCGUGUACUCUGGCGGUAACUUCCAGGCUGCCUCCGUCACCUCCGCCAUGGACAAGGCCCGUCUCUCUAUCCAGAUGAUUGGUCGCAUGCUCUGGUCCCAAGUCACUGAGAUCAUCAACCCUGUUACGAAUAACGGCCUCGAGGCCAACCUUAAUGCCAGUGAUCGCGAGAACUACACCAUGAAGGGUAUUGAUAUUAACAUGUCCGCGUACAUGUCUGAGCUGGCUUCCCUUGCCGCUCCCGUCUCUGCUCACGUCAUGUCCGCCGAGAUGCACAACCAGGGUAUCAACUCUCUGGCUCUCAUCUCUGCUCGUCGCACCAUGGAAGCCGUGGAUCUCCUUGCCCACAUGAGCGCUUGUCACCUCUUCGUCUGCUGCCAGGCUGCCGAUCUCCGUGCCAACCACAAGCGUUUCAUCGCCAGCCUCCAGAACAUGGUCGCUGACACUACCGCCAGUGGUGCCCUGAACGGUCUCGGCCUCUCCGCCGCCCAGAUCGCCACCCUGAGCACCUCAUUGUUCCCCAUUAUUGAAGAUGCCUGGUACAAGGCCAACACCAACUGCUGGAAGGACCGUGUCACUUCCGUGGUCAAGUCUAUCACUACCCCCAUCACCGACUUCUUCGCAUCUACCGGACACGAGUGCACAGUCGCCCAACUUAUGACCUUUAAGAAGAACUUCGAGACCGCCGUCCACGAUCUCGCCUCCACUAUGUACUACCCCGGUCCUGUCAUCUCUUCCGAGGAGGUGUCCGCACAGCUCGGCCAGGGAACCUCUCAGCUCUACAACUGGGUGCGCUCCAACAUUAAUGUUCCCCUCCACUGCGGUCUCAAGGACGACCCCUUGUACAACGCCCAGCAGGGUCUCCCCACCGAGGGCAAGAAGUCCGUCGGCAGCUGGGUCAGCAUCGUCUACGAGAGCAUUCUCAAGGGCGGCAUGAUGGAGAUGGUCAUGAACGACUUGGACGGUUACGCUGUCGCCAGCGCCAAGCCCGUCAACGGCGCCUACGCCAACGGAAAUGGAGUCCACGCCAAUGGCACUAACGGUACCAAUGGUGUUAAGUGUUAA
Molecule: messenger RNA, 2205 nt
Organism: Penicillium olsonii
Lineage: Eukaryota; Fungi; Ascomycota; Eurotiomycetes; Eurotiales; Aspergillaceae
Source: the annotation of a GenBank genome assembly